This is a messenger RNA of Ixodes scapularis (black-legged tick), 667 nucleotides long. Its product is annotated as troponin C. Gene Ontology annotation, molecular function: calcium ion binding; enzyme regulator activity. The record is from RefSeq and is a predicted model, not a curated record. Lineage: Eukaryota; Metazoa; Arthropoda; Arachnida; Ixodida; Ixodidae.
ACGUCACGGACUGGGCGGGCGCCCGUGACGUGAGCGUAGGGUCCGUCCAAAAAUGGAGAGCUCUGGGGCCCCGGGCCGCGGGUCGGGCGCGGAUCGGUGUGCCGUCCACGGGGAGGCCCUCAGUUGGAACCAGAAUCUCGUAGGAACGUCCCGGAGCUUUUUCCUCCUGUGCGUUCGAUCGUCUUGCCCCAGGCCGUUACUGCAAGGAAAGCCGCCGCCGUAGACCCUUCGAGAUUCGAAAUGGAUGACCUAACAAAAGAGCAAGUUCAGAUGCUGCGCAAGGCGUUCGACAUGUUCGAUCGCGACAAGAAGGGCUACGUGCAUACCAACAUGGUGUCGGCUAUCCUGCGUACCCUGGGACAGACCUUCGAGGAUAAGGAUCUCAAGGACCUCAUUGCUGAGAUCGACCAGGACGGUUCCGGCGAGCUGGAGUUCGACGAGUUCGUGGCCCUGGCGGCCCGCUUCUUGGUGGAGGAGGACUCCGAGGCGAUGCAAGAGGAGCUGCGGGAGGCGUUCCGUCUGUACGACAAGGAAGGCAACGGCUACAUCAACGUGUCCGAUCUGCGCGAGAUCCUGCGCGCCCUCGACGACGCGCUCACCGAGGACGAGCUGGACGAGAUGAUCGCCGAGAUCGACACCGACGGCAGCGGAACCGUCGACUUCGACG